GCGCCCCUGCAUCAGUACCCGGUCUCGGAGUGGCAUCUGUCAGGUCUGGAUCUGCUCCAGUUGACCUCUCGGGAACUGGAAAAGUUGGGCAUGCACAAGAUCGGACACCAGGAGCUCGUACUGGAGGCCGUGGAGAAGCUCUGCUCUCUGACGUACGGCAUAGGUGGAGAGAACCUACGUGGUCUCACAGAGAAGCUGCGUGCCGUCGCCCACACCCUCCAGAUGGGCAUCCAGAGCCGCUGGCGCCGCAACAGCUACGAUGGACGCAGCGCCACCAAGCUGUCUGCUGGAGUUCUGCAGGUUGUUGUGGAGCUCAUCACCUCUGCCAAAGGACUCUUCUUUCUGCUCAACAGGUAUCAGUUUUUGCAGUUAAGUGGAUACACCGCCACCAAGAACAUAUUCAGCUACUGCAGAGAGCUCGGAGAAAUCGUCAACAAGGGGAUUGAGAUAACGUCCACCGGCUCCAGUAACCACUACGUGACCGGCACCGCUGCUGAGCCUUCGAAUGAUGAUGUCUUCGUGAGGAUCUUGGCUGGUGAUGAAGUGAUUCAAGUCAACAACCAGAUAGUAGUGGGCUGGAGCAGAGCAAACCUUGUGAAGAAGCUGCAGGAGAAUCCCAGUGGAGUGACUUUGCUUCUGAAGAAGAUCCCCGGCUCAGUGAGACACAAAGACCAGGUCCCACAAGUCACCCUCACACAGAAAGAGGAAGAGGAGGGAGACGAGAGGUCCGGGGAGGAGGAGGAGGACGAGGAACAGGAGGAGGAGAAUCCAAGGCACUCCAUAUUUGAGAGGGUCGCAGCUUCGGUCAGGUCCCUGUCUUUUAGGAAAGCCAUUCACGGGCCAGAGGUACAGCAGCCGCGUAUGGGACAGGAGGAAUCAGAGUUGUCCUUUGAUAAGGAGGUUGAAGGUAGUGUGACACUCACUUCCAGUCAAAACCAGCUGGGGGCGUUGUCACCACUGUCAUUGCCCGGGGACUUUGAGGGAUUGGAAAUUUCACGGCUCUCACCGAGACUCAGAAGAGACCGGUCGCCGUCACCCAGAAGUCCUUCGCCCCUGACUUUCAGGGCGUUCAGAAGUUCUUCACCUCAGGAAGCCAAUCAGGACACAGUGAGCAUCAGUUCCUGUCCUGAGAUGGUGGGCCGCACGGGGAGUAAAGACAGCAAGAUCUCUACAAAAGGAAUGACGACAACGAUGAGUCGGCGCCGCGUGUCCUGCCGCGAGCUGGAUCGACCCGACUGCGACGGCUGGCUGUGGAAGAAAAGGAAGGAGAGCAGCGUCUUCAUCGCCCAGAAGUGGCAGCGCUUCUGGUUUGUCCUCACGGGGCCUUCACUCUACUGGUACACCAGCCAACAGGAUGAGAAGGCAGAGGGUCUGGUAAAUAUAUCCAGCUACAACAUCGAGAGCGCCGGAGAACACAAGAGAAAAUACGUGUUCAAAAUGUGCCACCAGAGGUUUCACAACUUCUUCUUCGCUGCCGACAAUGUCACCGACAUGAGCAAGUGGAUAAACUGUCUGAUUACAUCCAUACAGAAAUACAAGAAGCUUAGUAAAGGCCCCGAUAAUGAAGAGGAAUGUUACAGUGAGACUGAAUCAGAGAGCGAGAGAUCUCCUUCACCCCGCAGGAGAAACAAGAAGGGGCAGUCCCACACUCUACCUCGCCCCAAGGGGAAGACGACCAAGGUGCCAUUAACAAGUCUUACAACAGGGGGCAGCAAAGGAGCAGGCGUCCCAGAGGAUGAGAUGGGCAAGAUGUUAAACAACAUAAAGGAGGGAGGAGUUUCUCUGAUUGGACACGAGCAGCCGUUCACACACGACCACUUCAGGAAGUCGUUCAUUCGACGCAACAAGAACCCCGUCAUUAAUGAGAAGGCUCACACGCUGCGGGCCUUGCAGAGCACUCUGAAGGCAAAAGAAGCAGAGCUGCAGCAGAUCAACAAGGUCCUGGAGGACUCCACUCUGACAGCCUCAAAGUUCCGUCAAUGGAAGCAUCAAAACGAAGAACUAGUUCAAGAAAUCGAGAAACUGACCACGCUCCGUUCCUCCAAAAGCGGGAACGACGCGGCGGUGCAGCACGUGCCCGCUGAGGAGGUUGCCUUGGAAACUGUCGACAUGGAAACGGCCGCCACAGAGACGAGAGGCGCAUAUAGACUGAGCCUGAGCGAAGGAGAGCAGCUAGUGGACGCAGAGGCGUCUGAUGUCCUCCUGGAGAUCCCACCAGAUUCUCCGAGCACAGAUACCAGUUCAGUGUUAGAACUCUCCCUGGGGUCGCUGCAGGAUUCGAUAAACCAGCAGCUGAGCGAGCUGGUGGAGAGCGGAGAGGCUGCCGAGAACUACUUCUACAUUUAAGACCGAGCUGAUGCAAAUCACGCCACUGCAGAGUUGCUCUAUUUAACAAAAUCAAACAGAAGCUGCUUUGUCAUGCAACAGAGUGAGAGGUGAACUUCACUGUGUGGUCUGCUGACGUUCACCUGAAAUAAUUUGUUAAUAAUGCCACUAAAUCAAGUUUAUCAGUGAAAUGCAUCAGUGCACGCUUCUUAUAAGAAACAAAUUUAACUUUGUACAUGGUCAAAACCAAUAUGACGAGUUUACAGCAGAGAGAUGGACAAUAUUUGCCAAGUGUUGAUCUGAGUUCAGCAUAUUUAUGGGAUUCUAAGGUCGUGUUGUUCUAGUGAUAAAAACAAUAUCGAGUAGAACUUUUCUUAGAAUUCAAUGAUAAUUUGUAAUAUAAAUCAUGCCUCUUGUACUAAUGUGACAUGUAAAUACACUUUUACUAUUGAUGCUGUAUGUAUUUUGUUUAUUACCUUAAUAAAGGUGUAGAUUUGAAAUAUUUUGCACAGAAAAAUAACUUCAGAAACAUAUUUGCUGUUGCUCCUUUUUGGUCAAAGUCCUUUUUGUGCUUCUGCUGUGUGUGUGUACAUGUGUAUGUAUGAACCAUAAAGCAGAGCUGUGUGAGUGUGUUCCUCAUUUCCCGAGUCACACGAAGACUCCUGAAGAUGCUGAGAUGUUUCUGACGUGACCCCGCUCCUCAUCGCUGUAACCUUCACCGGCUUAGUAAAGAGGAAGCAGGACCAUCACAGAAUUGUGUUGUGAAGUUCCACCAUUGUGUCUUCAGAUAUUAUUAUCAAAUACUGUUAAUGUGUUUGAAGCAUAUGUACACAGUCAGAUGUGCAUGUUCAUGUCUUUUGUGCCCGAAUUUCAGCCGAUCAAGACUUUUUUCUUUUAUGAUGUUAAAGUACCGAGUGUAUUUUAUGAUGUUAAAGUACCAAGUGUAUUUUAUGAUUGAGUUUUCAGUAGAAAACAAACACACACUUAA
This is a messenger RNA of Paralichthys olivaceus (Japanese flounder), 3313 nucleotides long. The record is from RefSeq and is a predicted model, not a curated record. Lineage: Eukaryota; Metazoa; Chordata; Actinopteri; Pleuronectiformes; Paralichthyidae.